UCCAGCUCUAGCGCAUACAUCAGUCCCACCUUCCAAGCUCCGCGUCCAUCGGACGACAUCACCAUCGCGAACCAUCGCGAACGCCUCUGGACCUCAGCGUCGUCCCCUAUGGGGCAUGUCUUCUGGCGCGACUUUGCGUACACGAACAAGCGUUUCCGCUUGCGAAUGGCGACCGGAAGUGUGGGGGAAGCCGCUGCUAGGUUGUUUGCAAGGUAGAUAUAUGUUGCUUUGUAUUUCGGCUACACGUCAUGGGCUUCAAUUGAGCACGAAGGCUAAGGUGCAUGACCAGGUUGCUGUCAGGGCAAAUGAUUGAGAUAGAAGUUGGCACAGGCGAACAGAAGAGGCGGUGGCACAUACACAGAGAGCUUCUCAUUUACCAAUCCGAGCUGUUAGAGGAAGAGAUAGGAGGGAAGAAGAACGGCGACAAGAUUCAUCUGCCCGAUCAAGAUCCCGCAGGGUUCGAGCUAUUCUUGAAAUGGCUGUAUCAAGGGAAACUGGACGAUGUGAGCGACAUACCCGGGCAAGACCGGCAAUACGAGUAUGCAGUGAGCUGUCACAAGCUUUACCUCCUAUGUGAGCGGCUCGGGCUGGAGCAGUUGAAGAACAUUGCCAUGGACCAGUAUCGCAAAGGAUUGAACCUAUCCGAACUGGUGCCCGACCCAAACGAGAUCAACGAUAUAUACCGGCAGAGCCCUCCAGGCUCACCCUGGAGGAAACUCAUGAUACAGAUUGCUGCACGCCAGAUUAUGGAUCCACAAUCUGACCGCGACGUAUCCACCUACCGAGAAUGCUUUGAAGGAAACCCCGACUUUGCUAUCGAGCUAGUAAAAUCCAUCAAGGAAGCAACUGGGGGCGUUCUGCUCGAUGACCCUACAGAAGGGGACAACGAUUGCGAUUAUCAUGAUCAUCAGACGGAACCCAACUGCCACAUGAGGGAACAUCGGGGGCUUAAGCAAGGUAAAUAAGUAGUCUCAUCCCAACGUCCAGAAGCCGAUGACACGAAUACCAUUUCUUCCAUUGCGGAGAUCUUGAUAGACUGUUUCAGUAUCGGUUUGUUCCGCCAGCACAAAGGAUCACACUCACUGACUCCCAGUCCACAAGACACAGUGCCGCCAUCUCGCCCCAGAAUCCAACAACUCCGCUCUCA
This is a messenger RNA of Westerdykella ornata, 1147 nucleotides long. RefSeq lists its product as uncharacterized. The transcript has a single exon. Bases 282 to 965 code for a protein of 227 amino acids. Gene Ontology annotation, molecular function: protein binding. The record is from RefSeq and is a predicted model, not a curated record. Lineage: Eukaryota; Fungi; Ascomycota; Dothideomycetes; Pleosporales; Sporormiaceae.